Molecule: messenger RNA, 945 nt
Organism: Nanorana parkeri
Lineage: Eukaryota; Metazoa; Chordata; Amphibia; Anura; Dicroglossidae
Product: olfactory receptor 11-like
Exons: 1
Coding region: 1-945 (314 amino acids)
Biological process (GO): G protein-coupled receptor signaling pathway
Cellular component (GO): membrane
Molecular function (GO): olfactory receptor activity; G protein-coupled receptor activity
Source: RefSeq, a predicted model, not a curated record
AUGUGUCCCGGGAACCAGACCUUGGUGGGAGAAUUCAUGCUGAUUGGCUUUCCUCAGAACAUGCAGAUUUGUAUAUUAUUUUUCAUCGUCUUAUUUCUAAUUUAUAUAAUGACCAUUCUGGGAAACAGUCUUCUGAUCUCUGCUGUUUUUAUCAGUCCUAAACUGCACACUACGAUGUACUUCUUUCUCUGCAAUCUGUCAAUUCUAGACUUGUGUUACUCGUCCAUCUCUGUCCCACAAAUAUUACUUGUUGUCCUUUAUAAGAGAAGAACAAUUUCUAUAUUAGGCUGCAUGGUGCAAAUGAACGCCGGGCACUUCCUGAGGAGUACAGAGAGCCUACUGCUGGCAGCAAUGGCGCACGACCGUUACAUUGCUAUAUGCUUCCCUUUGUAUUACACCGUCAUUAUGAACUGGAAGAUGUGUCAGAACAUUGCAGCCGUUGUAUGGUUAGGAGGGUUCUUUACAUCGGUUGUCCCCAAUAUCUCGAAGCCUCUGAUCUUCUGCACUGAAAACAGACUGGAUCAUUUUGCCUGUGAGAUAUUAGCUCUGCUUAAGAUAGCGUGUGGGAACCUUGACUUCAUCACACUAAGACUAUUCAUUGUAAGUCUAUUUAUCCUCUUAGCACCGUUUGUGUUUAUUGUGGUGUCUUACGUUCUCAUUGUUUCAUCCAUAUUAAAGAUUCAGUCAAAUGAUGGGAGAGCCAAAGCUUUUUCCACGUGUGGUUCUCACCUGAUUGUGGUCUCCAUGUUUUAUGGGACAACUAUCACCUUGUACAUGGGACAAACUAAACAUCUAUUCUCCAAGCUGAAAUAUAUCUCUCUUAUAUAUGGUGUUCUAACUCCGGUAUUAAACCCUUUGAUAUACAGCCUAAGGAAUAAUGAAGUGACAAAAGCAUUUGUGAAGAUAUUCAAACAUCUUCAUGUUCUGGGACAAAGUAUUAGAUAA